Messenger RNA from Halichondria panicea, 1317 nucleotides. RefSeq lists its product as uncharacterized. Lineage: Eukaryota; Metazoa; Porifera; Demospongiae; Suberitida; Halichondriidae. The record is from RefSeq and is a predicted model, not a curated record. The transcript has 2 exons. The coding region runs from base 139 to 1215 and encodes 358 amino acids.
GUAGGCGUGUCUUGUAUAACACAUGGUUGACUCUGGACUGUUUGUCUCAGGGACUCCAUUGUAUUUCCCGAUCCCAUGGCCAUAUGAAACAUAUCGUCAGUUCCUAACUGACAACAAGUCUAAAUCUAGAAGUUCACGAUGUCUUCCGCUACUCAAGCACUGAUCGUACUGUCCUCCAAAGACCUUCCGGAUGACAUAUCUUUCUUCGUUGCAAUCGGUUUCCGACAAGACAGAAUAUACCCAGCUGACAACCCUGCUGUGGCAAUACUGACUGGCCAUGGCUUACAAAUCCAACUGGACAAGGGAACUGAACCUCAACCAGCUACAAUUCACAUUUUAACCGAUUCUCCAGAGUCCAUCUCACCGGAUGCAAAAACGGAAUUAUUUGCUCCCAACGGUACAAAAAUCCGGGUCCUUCCGAAAUCAAACAAACUCGUAAUUCCACCACCUCAGCUGAAAUUUGAAGUAAGUUUAGAGAAAGAUUCUUCUUGGGUAGUAGGCCGUGCAGGCAUGCUCUAUCGAGAUCUUGUGCCUUCGAGAGUUGGAGGAGCGUUUAUAGCUUCUCACAUUCACAUACCGAAUGGAGGUCCGGUACCGGAUUUGGUUCACUUCCAUACGGUACGAUUUCAACUCAUAUUUUGCUACAAAGGAUGGGUAAAGGUGGUGUAUGAAGACCAAGGCGAACCUUUCGUUCUGUACCCUGGAGAUUGCGUCAUUCAGCCACCUGAAAUACGGCAUCGGGUUUUAGAAUCAGGAGAUGGUCUUCAAGUUAUCGAAAUUGGUGUCCCUGCACAGCACAUGACCACAGGGGAUCACAAUAUGGAGUUGCCUACAGGUGUGCACAGGCCAGAGAGAGAAUUCAACGGACAAAGAUUUUGUCAUCACACAAAAGACAAUGCCACUUGGUCUCCGUGGAGAAUGGACGGCUUUGAAUUCUGUGAUACAGGUGUUAGUACAGCUACUAAAGGAGUCGCUAGUGUGCUCAUUGCUCGACCACAACCUAAUUCUAUUUCGUCUACUUCACACUCCAUACACGAGUUCGAUAUCCACUUUACGUUUCUGCUAAAAGGAAACGUUGAUGUUAGCGUUGAGGGCAAAGAACGUCAAGCUUUAACUGACGGAGAUGCUUUUACUAUACCUUCAAAUGUUAAAUACGAAUAUUCGAACUGUUCGAAUGAUAUGGAACUGUUAGAAGUCUCAAUAAAGUCAAUUUGAAAUUUAUAUAUGAAUUCAUGCUACAUGUAUAAUUAUGUUUACGUUGAUAUGGCACUAUAAUUAUAGAUAAUUAACGUUUGUAUAUAUAAUUUGAUACAUCAC